AUGGGUUCGGGUAGUCACGGGCAAGUGCCACGUCCCGGAAACUCAUUGCUGGGCAGGGACAGGACAAGCAGACGCAGCGCGAAUGGCGUCAAUCGCAGAUUGUCGGACUCGGAGGUUUGCGCGCCGGUUGAGAGGCCGCGGCGCGAGCGGUGGUGGCCGCUGAGGCCAAAAGCGCGCACGCUGACGGCGGACCAGCUGGUGUUCGCUAUCGACGUUUUUCAAAACAGCUUCUGGGUGCUUUCCUGCUCGCUCAAAGACCUAAGCGGCACGAAGCCCUAUCACCACUUCUUUUCCGUCGCCACCGGCUUCCCCCCCAUCGACGGGCCCCCCGGCGCGUUCAACCGCGCGAAGCGCGCGCGCGCGCCGACGGAGUACGAGCUGCCGGCGGACUGGGUGGACGCGCUGACGCUGAGCUGCGUCGCCACCAAGAAGAACCGCCCCGACGUCUCCCUCGAGCUCUCCGCGGCGCCUUGCCGCGCGUGGUUCGUGCCGUCGCAGGGCUCCUUCCCCGCGGCGCACUGCAUCCAGUUCCGCGGCCGCCUCCACCACACUGGCGCGUCCUCCGCGGCGGCGGCGGGGGAAGAGAGGGAGGGCGUGGGGUCGCAAGAGCAGCAGCCGCAGCAGCAGCAGCAGGGGUUUUCAGAGGAGUUCGUGUGUACGCUGGAGGCGCGGGAGCGGUUCGGGUCGGUUCCAGCGGACAACCAGUGGCACGUGGUGAAGCUGUCCGCGCAGCUGGGGGGAGACGCGGGCGUUAGAGGGGGGGGAGGCGCGGGGGAGAGCAGCAUGGGGCUGAGCAGCCGGUGGGGCGGAGGGGGGGAGUAUAGCGGGUCGACAGGCAGCGUGGAUAUGCAGGGAUCCAACGGGCAGGCGUCGCACCGUCGCAGCACGUCCUCGCUGCUGCCUUGGUCCUUUUCAGGCAGUGGCAGUGGCAGUGUCAGAUGGGGCAGAAGCAGGAGCAUCUCAGGAAGGGGGUGA
This is a messenger RNA of Closterium sp. Naga37s-1, 975 nucleotides long. The record is from the annotation of a GenBank genome assembly. Lineage: Eukaryota; Viridiplantae; Streptophyta; Zygnematophyceae; Desmidiales; Closteriaceae.